Messenger RNA from Alnus glutinosa, 2404 nucleotides. RefSeq lists its product as uncharacterized. The transcript is spliced from 10 exons. Gene Ontology annotation, molecular function: beta-glucosidase activity. Bases 199 to 2082 code for a protein of 627 amino acids. NCBI's taxonomy places the organism in Eukaryota, Viridiplantae, Streptophyta, Magnoliopsida, Fagales, Betulaceae. The record is from RefSeq and is a predicted model, not a curated record. Gene Ontology annotation, biological process: glucan catabolic process.
ACCUGACAAUAGCAGAGGAAAGAGGAGAGAGAGUCGGAGAGACAAAAAUAUAUCUCCUCCAAAUUCCUUCCUCUCAGUAUUUUUUUUCCUCUGAGCCUCUCUCUUUCUCAGUCCGUUCUGGUCUGUGUAGCUGUGUGCUGUAUCCCACUUCUGUUCAUUGUUCAAUUACCAACAAAAAACCGACUUGGGUCUGCUAAAAUGGGGAGAUUUUCACUACCCAUAAUGGGUUUCAUGCUAUUAUGCUGCAUGGCAGCUCUUACUGAAGCAGGAUACCUGAAAUACAAAGACCCAAAGCAGCCAUUGGGUGCUAGAAUCAAAGACCUCAUGAAGCGAAUGACUCUGGCCGAAAAGAUUGGCCAAAUGGCGCAGAUCGAGCGCAGUUCUGCCACGCCCGAUGUGAUGAAGAAUUACUUCAUUGGGAGCGUUUUGAGUGGUGGAGGGAGUGUACCGGCUCCGAAGGCCUCAGCGGAGACUUGGGUGAAUAUGGUGAAUGAGCUUCAAAAGGGUUCUCUAUCCUCCCGUCUUGGAAUUCCGAUGAUUUAUGGGAUUGAUGCAGUUCACGGCCACAACAAUGUGUACAAUGCCACUAUUUUCCCUCACAAUGUUGGGCUUGGAGUGACCAGGGAUCCUCAACUUGUCAGGAGGAUUGGAGAGGCAACAGCCCUUGAAGUUAGAGCUACUGGAAUUCCUUAUGUUUUCGCUCCAUGUAUUGCGGUUUGCCGGGACCCGAGAUGGGGUCGAUGCUACGAGAGUUACAGUGAGGACCCUAAGAUUGUUCAAAAAAUGACAGAGAUUAUACCUGGUUUGCAAGGAGAAAUCCCUGCCAAUUCUCGAAAGGGUGUUCCCUUUGUUGCUGGAAAACAAAAGGUUGCAGCCUGUGCUAAGCACUUUGUGGGAGAUGGUGGCACGACCAAGGGCAUUGAUGAGAAUAACACUGUGAUUGAUUUAAAUGGAUUGCUCAGCAUCCACAUGCCCGCUUACUAUAACUCCAUCAGCAAGGGGGUUGCAACAGUUAUGAUAUCGUACUCGAGCUGGAAUGGGAAGAAGAUGCAUGCUAAUCGUGAUCUUGUCACUGAUUACCUCAAGAACAAGCUAAAGUUCAAGGGUUUUGUCAUAUCAGAUUGGCAGGGUAUUGAUCGGAUUACCUCCCCUCCCCAUGCUAACUAUUCAUACUCUGUUGAAGCUGGAGUUGGUGCUGGAAUCGACAUGAUCAUGAUUCCUAAUAACUUCAACGAGUUCAUUGAUGAGCUAACCAAGCAGGUGAAGAACAAAAUUAUCCCAAUAAGCAGGAUUGAUGAUGCUGUGAAGAGAAUCUUGAGGGUUAAAUUUGUCAUGGGCCUCUUUGAGAAUCCACUAGCUGAUUUCAGCCUGGUCAACCAACUUGGUAGUAAGGAACAUAGAGAAUUGGCAAGGGAGGCUGUAAGAAAAUCACUUGUGCUACUAAAGAAUGGAAAAUCUGCUGACAAGCCCUUGCUUCCCCUUCCCAAGAAAACAGCAAAGAUACUAGUUGCAGGAAGUCAUGCUGACAACCUGGGCUAUCAAUGCGGAGGCUGGACGAUUAUGUGGCAGGGUCUUGGUGGCAAUGAUCUCACAACUGGUACGACAAUCCUGAGUGCCGUGAAAAGUACAGUUGAUCCUACUACCCAGGUUGUUUACAGUGAGAAUCCUGAUACAGAGUUUAUCAAGUCCAACAACUUUGCAUUUGCCAUUGUUGUUGUGGGUGAGCCCUCAUAUGCAGAAAUGUAUGGUGACAGCAACAAUCUAACUAUACCGGAGCCUGGUCCAAGCACUAUCAAUAAUGUGUGUGGCGCUGUCAAAUGCGUUGUUGUUGUCAUUUCUGGCCGCCCUGUAGUAAUCCAGCCGUACCUUGCAAAAAUAGAUGCACUUGUGGCGGCUUGGCUUCCGGGAACCGAAGGUCAAGGUGUUGCUGACCUAUUGUUUGGUGACUAUGGAUUCACGGGCAAGCUUGCUCGUACGUGGUUGAAGACAUUGGACCAGCUCCCAAUGAAUGUUGGUGAUCCACAUUAUGACCCUCUAUUUCCAUUUGGGUUUGGCUUGACAACUAAAUCUACCAAGAACUAAUACACCGGUUAGGAUGGCUUCUUCUAUCCACUUCUCUCCUUUCCUAGCCUGGAAUUUUCUUAUUACUCUUGUACCAAAUAAGGAAAUACCAAAGGGGAGUGCUUGGUUGGUCCAAUUCUUCGAACUUGGAGUUGUAUGUAAUAUCUACUGCUUUGAAGCAUUUGAUUCCAACAGCUAUUUGAGUGAUAAAUUUUCAACUUGAGUUCAGUCAAAAUUUUAGAGAGGUUCAGGCUCGUUCUUAGUCGUCCAGGGAGGCAAUAUUUUUCAUUGUAUCAAAGCUUUGGCUUGCUCCAGUUCAAGAAAAAAAACACUUUAUGGCUUC